CUUUUCUCUGCAACAACAAUUGAAUGAAUAUGGACGACUCGUCACCAACUGUUGAAUUCUAUCAAAAAGCACGUUGUACUUGCGACAACAGGAAAGAGUCACAUGGAUCUCAAGAAGCCGACAUUUGGAAGUAUGCUGUAGAACAAGUCAAGAAAGAAAUGUUUUCGUCCACAAGUAUAGCUGUACCAUCUCCAAGUGAUUAUCUCUAUGAACACUACAAUCCUUCUCGUGAACGAUGUGAUUACUGCAAAAGUUAUGCCUCAAGUUUUAAAUUCAAUUCUGAUCCUUUUGGUCCUAUAGAUGCUUUUAAUUAUCGUCGGCAGCGUUCCAACCAUCUGGUGUUUCGACUGAUCCAUAUGCUCGACCUUCGGGAAACAAACUUCUUACGGAUUAGUGAUGGUGUCUUUGUUCUUCAACAAACAGAAUCACAACAACAUCAUCCAAUGGCUCGAGAACAACAACAACAAAAGCAGCAACUGUCUGAAAGAAUUGACUCAUUUUUGAACGACGCGUCUUCUCUAUCACCAUACAUUGAAGAUAUUUCAUCAUCGAUAUUCACCUUUAAUUACAAUGAUAUGCCUGGAUUGAUCUCAAACAAUUCAACAAUGACGACAUCAGCAUCAUCAUCAUUCAUUCCCUAUAGUUACACACUUGGAGUACGAUACAGCAAUAUUGGAAACGAAAAGGUGGACAUGAUGAUUCGUGGCAACAUCCCUCUUUGGUGUCAAACUUUUUUAUUAUAUGAAUUUUAUAAAGCAUCACCUCCUGUCAAAGCCAACGAAACACGGACUGGUCUGAUUCCUUUUGCCAUUGAAAUUCCAGUGACGUUCCGAUCGAUGAUAGAUAAGAAUGACAAUGUGGAAGAUCCUGAACUACUUUUAUGGUAUGAACGAUUAGCAAUGGAUACAUCAGAUCAUGAAUUGUAUGGACGCAACAAAAUAUUCACAGUGGAAUAUGAAAAUGCUCGCUUAGACAUCCUCGAAAGAAUGGUACUUUGUGAUAUCUCCAAUGAUCAAGCAGCUAUCAUUACAGCAUUGGCAAAAGAGUGGGCGCGGGAACAAGGCUUCAACUUGACAUAGAUUAUAUAUAUAUAUAUUUUUAUCAUCUCUGCCGGUCAUUUCUUUUUUUUUUUUUU
Molecule: messenger RNA, 1135 nt
Organism: Halteromyces radiatus
Lineage: Eukaryota; Fungi; Mucoromycota; Mucoromycetes; Mucorales; Cunninghamellaceae
Exons: 2
Coding region: 24-1079 (351 amino acids)
Source: RefSeq, a predicted model, not a curated record